This is a messenger RNA of Sclerotinia trifoliorum, 2488 nucleotides long. NCBI's taxonomy places the organism in Eukaryota, Fungi, Ascomycota, Leotiomycetes, Helotiales, Sclerotiniaceae. The record is from the annotation of a GenBank genome assembly.
AGGGCCGCUUUAUCAAUCCGUCGAGCUUUAUCAGCUUAUCGGUGAUGCUUGGCGCAUUUACAUUGUACUUUUAGAAGAAAGUGUCCAUUUGGAUCCAUAAUCUUCUUUCAUGGACUUCUUUUAAUAGUGCGGUCAGGACGGAGUUGUAUUUAUAUUCUACAAAGAUAUUAUUACGAUUAUUACGACUGUUACGAUUGUUACGAAUUACGGAUAGUCAAGAUGUUGGAUACCUUUGAGAUUCUUACUACCUCUGGAGUUGUACUCUGGUCGAAACAAUUUUCCCCCGUCAGCCCUGCGGUUAUUAACAGCCUUAUUACGAAUGUCUUCAUUGAAGAACGUACUUUACCUGGCGCCGGAGUUGCAGAUGAUGUUUCGGCUGCGAGAAAUCCUCCCUUUAAACACGAUCAACACACUUUAAAAUGGACGACAUGCAAGGAAUUAGGCUUGAUAUUUGUGGUGCGUUAAGCCAGUCCCGUGGCGCAACUUUUUGAAUGUCCGUAGCUUUUCAUACUGAAUUAUCUCGCAGGUUGUGUACCGGUCAUUGUUACACCUCUCAUGGAUUGACAAACUGGUGGAUAACGUUAAAACAAUUUUCGUGGACCUAUAUGGCGAUCAAUUGAAAAAACCGCAUACAACUGUAGUUGAAUGUCCUUUUGAUGAAUAUUUCGACCAACAAGUGCGAGAAUUGGAGAAGAAUGCCUUGAAUCAGGAUACUAGAGUUGCGGAGGCCUCCGCCUUUGAAGAGUCUAUUCCCCUGAUCUCUACAAUCUCAGAUGAUGAGGCACCACCAUUGCCCGGAUCACUGUCGAGAGGUAUGCGCCAGCGGAUCUCUUUAAUGCAAACUUACUAACAUUUUCUAGGGCAGUCUAGGAAUAAUGUUAAAGACCUCCCUUCGCCCGAAUUGACCCCUCUUGGAACACCCAAUUCACGGCCGAGUACACCUGCGAGCCACAUAUUGAGCGCGAAAGCAGGACCCGGCGGAAAGGUUUCUCGAAGGGCUAGAAAAGCUGCCCAAACCCCUACGUAUGCUUCAUCCGGGGACGAAUCCCACAAGAAGGUUAGAAACGCGAAAGCUGGGCCAAAGAAGGGAAGAAAGUGGGAUGCAGAAGGAAUGGUAGAUGAGGAUAGUGAUACCCCACUCGACUAUUCUGCGCCUGCAAAUGGAGCAACUUCAGGGGAAGAUGAGGGUCGUCCGGGUGCCGUGGAAGGAGUCGAACAAACCUCUUGGGGCUCGAAGACUGGGAAAGGACAAUUCGUAUUGAAGGAUCUUGAAAACGAGGUCCACUCAAUCUUAGAUUCCGCAAAUGCCAAAAAGGCAGUAUCCAUGGCCUCAUCAGCUGGUCUAGUAGGAUCUAGUUUCAGUGCUAUUGGAGGGUUAUUUAGGAAUGUCGUCGGGGGAAAGACUUUGACCAAGGAAGAUUUGGAUAAAGCUAUGAAAGGAAUGGAGGACCAUCUAUUACGAAAAAAUGUUGCUCGCGAAGCGGCAAUGAGAUUAUGCGAAGGUGUAGAGCGGGAAUUAAUAGGGGUAAAGACCGGAAGCUUUGAGAGUAUGUAUCACACAUGUAUUGACAUUGAAUUACCACUAACUAUCUUAAGGCGUCCAAGCAAGAAUUGCAACAGCCAUGGAAUCCUCACUAAGGAAAAUCCUUACACCUACAUCAUCUCUUGAUCUUCUUCGAGAAAUUGACGCUGUAGUCUCACCUCCAGCUUUGUCAUUGAAGAAAAAAAGACCAUACGUCAUGUCUAUUGUCGGAGUCAAUGGUGUCGGCAAAUCCACAAACCUUUCGAAGAUUUGUUACUUCCUUUUACAAAACAAGUACAAGGUCCUCGUUGUAGCUUGUGAUACUUUCAGAUCUGGAGCCGUGGAACAAUUGGCCGUGCACGUCCGAAAUUUAAAAGAGCUCACCGCGAGAGAAGGUGGCCAGGUAGAACUCUACCAAAAGGGAUACGGAAAAGAUGCCGCAAACGUAGCUAAGGAUUCAGUUUCAUUCGCCGCCCAAGAAGGCUACGACGUAGUUUUAAUCGACACAGCCGGUCGUCGCCAUAACGAUCAACGCCUCAUGUCCUCGCUUGAAAAAUUUGCCAAAUUCGCUCAACCAGAUAAAAUUCUCAUGGUAGGCGAGGCACUUGUAGGCACGGAUUCAGUAGCGCAAGCGCGAAACUUUAACGCGGCCUUUGGCCAAGGGAGAUCGCUGGAUGGUUUCAUCAUUAGUAAGUGUGAUACUGUGGGAGAUAUGGUUGGAACCCUGGUUAGUAUGGUUCAUGCUACGAAUGUCCCGGUGCUGUUUGUGGGUGUUGGUCAGCAUUAUAGUGAUUUGAGGAACUUGAGUGUUAAGUGGGCGGUGGAGAAAUUGAUGGCGGGAAAUUAAGCGGAUGGUUUGUUCUGUUCCUUCUUCUAGGUCUAGGUCUAAGUUUUAACUCGGGUAUGUGCUAUAUGAAUAUAAUAGUAGCAUGCACCAAAUUCCAUUUAAUACCUUCAAAUAUUGAA